Molecule: messenger RNA, 1950 nt
Organism: Lathyrus sativus (Indian pea)
Lineage: Eukaryota; Viridiplantae; Streptophyta; Magnoliopsida; Fabales; Fabaceae
Source: the annotation of a GenBank genome assembly
AUGAAUCCACCACCAGGAACCAUCGUUUUCAACACCGUUGGAAGGACCCAAUACGGUUUUGAUGUUUUCUACACAGACCUCAACGAUCAUUCUAAAGAUAACCUUCUCACUGAUGGCAUCUCAGUUAACUUCAACGCCCAAUUCACUGACGACAAAGAAACCAUUGUAUUCGUCUCAGAAAGAACCGGUUCGCCCCGUUUUUAUCUUUCCCGACCCGGAAAUAAACCCGAACUUCUCCCUUCUGUUCCUAACACACCCUUCCAAGACCGGCCAACAAUUAAAAACGGUAAAAUCUACUUCUCCUCAACGCACGUUCAACCAAACGCGCUUUUCAAAAGCUGGUCUGCUGUUUACUCUACUGCCGUCGACGGCACCGGAACUCUCACGAGGCUUACACCUCAAGGUGUUAUUGAUUACAGUCCUGCCGUUUCUCUGACCGGAAACUUAAUCGCAGUUGCUUCAUACGGUUCUCGUCGCUGGGAUGGCGAUUUUCGUGAGCUUCAAACAGACAUCGUCGUGUUCGAGGAGUCCGUCCCGGAGAAUCGUGUUGUGGUAAGCGAACGCGGUGGUUGGCCGACGUGGUUAGGAGAUUCAACUUUGUUCUUCCACAGAAUCGCCGAUGACGGUUGGUGGAGCAUCUUUCGAAUCGACUUACAGGACUCGAAUUUAACCGGAUCUCAACCGGAACCGAUUCGCAUUACACCACCUGGUGUUCACUGUUUCACUCCUGCCGCAUUGCAAAACGGUAACCGUGUCGCCGUCGCAACUCGCCGGAACGAAAGUGAUUACCGUCACAUCGAGGUUUACGAUCUCGAGACACAAACAUUUCAAAAAAUAACAGAGGCAAUAAACCCUAACUUCCAUCACUACAAUCCAUUCGUUUCUCCUGAUUCUCGCUACCUCGGUUACCACCGAUUUAGAGGCGAGUCAACUCAGGGCGUUCAGGGCGUUCAGGGCGUUCAGGGCGAGUCAACAUACCCACACCUCGACCCUGUGAUAUCUCUGGUUGAUAACAUACGGUUACUAAGACUAAACGGUGCGUUUCCAAGCUUCUCCCCGGACGGUGAUUUCAUCGCAUUCAACCACGAUAACGUAGCCACAGACGGUGGCGUUAACAUCAUAAGAUCCAACGGUUCAAAACGCUGGGGUUUAUUAAAAGGAAGAGUAUGCUUCGGUAACGCAUGGAGUCCGACGGAGAAGAACGUUAUAUACACGUCAAUCGGUCCAAUUUUCGAAUCAGUUACAAAAACGGUUCAAAUCGGACGUAUCGAGUUCGACCCGGUUCACCUCACUGACGACCGCGAAGAGAUUCCGUUUACGUUAACGAUUCUGACUAAAUACGAUUCUGGAAACAACGCGUUUCCGUCGUGUUCACCGGAUGGAAAAUUUGUGGUGUUUCGAUCUGGUAGGUCAGGGUUUAAAAAUUUGUAUAUAGUUGAUGCGGUUAACGGAGAGGCUAACGGUGGGUUGAGGAGGUUAACGGAAGGGGAAUGGAUUGAUACGAUGCCAAGUUGGUCACCGAAAGGUGAUUUGAUAGCGUUUUCAUCGAACAGGCAUGAUGCUGGAAACAGUGAGGUGUUUGGGAUUUAUGUGGUGAAUGUUGAUGGGAGUGGUUUGAGGAGAGUUGAGAUUGGGAAAAGUGUGGAUGGUGAAAGGGAAAGGUUAAAUCAUGUUUGUUUUAGUAGUGAUGGUGAGUGGCUGUUGUUUACGGGGAAUUUGGGUGGUGUAUCGGCGGAGCCGGUGGGGUUGCCGAAUCAGUUUCAGCCGUACGGGGACUUGUUUGUGGUGAAGUUGGAUGGGAGUGGGUUGAGGAGACUGACGUGUAACGCUUAUGAGAAUGGUACGCCUACGUGGUAUCACGGGGAGUUACUGUUGUCGUCUAGUGAUGGUGAUUGGGAUAAGUUGAAAGGGAAAUUUAAAGAACCUCUAUGGAUCACGUGUGACAAUUAA